Diospyros lotus (date-plum) is the source of this 2787-nucleotide messenger RNA. Its product is annotated as probable myosin-binding protein 5. The coding region runs from base 476 to 2293 and encodes 605 amino acids. The transcript has 4 exons. The record is from RefSeq and is a predicted model, not a curated record. Gene Ontology annotation, molecular function: myosin binding. NCBI's taxonomy places the organism in Eukaryota, Viridiplantae, Streptophyta, Magnoliopsida, Ericales, Ebenaceae.
GCUGUUUUUGCAAACGAAUGGCGCGCAGUUGCAGGGCGUGAAUGGCUGGUCGGAAAUGGGGUCGAUGCAGCGUGGAUUCCGGCAACACUCUAUUUUUACACCACAACUGAUCUCCCAAGCUUUCCUAUACUUGACCAAUCCCACGCCACCACCCACUCUUCUUUGAAGCCAUUUUGCCGUUUUUGCGCGCUUUCUCUCUCUCCCCCCCUCUCCCUCUCUCCUGAUCAUAGAAGGAAGAGGAGAGAGACAAAACCAAGAAUUUUACCUAAACCAAAGAGAGAGCGUAGGCCGGUCAUGAUCAACGACUGACUACUGCUGGCUGCUGGCUGGUUUUGAUCAUGAUCUGUCUCCUCACCGCCAUCCAUCCCCUCCUUUGAUUCUCAUUUCAUAUUCCUACCCCUAUUCAAUUUAUUCAUUCAUUCAGCGAUUUCUUUAUUUGUAUUUCCGUCCGUAACCGAUCGACCAUCGAAUAUUAAUGGCGUCGCCGCCUUCCUUCAGGCGCUUUGUCCAGCAGAGGUGGGGAAAGUUCGCGCACUUCGUCGUCUACGCCGUUCUUGAGUGGCUGAUGAUUAUCCUCCUCUUCAUCGAUGGAUUCCUCGCGUUUCUUGCCAAUGAAUACGCCAAGUUCUUCGAAUUAAAGACGCCUUGCUUGCUCUGCAAUAGAAUUGACCAUCUCCUUAUGUGCAGAAACCCUAACUUCUACUACAAUGACGCCAUCUGCGAGGCUCACAAGCGGGACGUUUCCUCGCUCGCCUACUGCCACGUCCACCGGAAGCUCUCUGACCUCCGAAGCAUGUGCGAGGGCUGCCUCCUCUCCUAUGCCACCGAGAAGGAAUCCGAUUCCGAUGCCUCCAAAUCCCUGGCUGGAAUUAUGGAUGCCGAUCACAGGAUUAAUAACUUCAAAUCCCUGGCUGGGAGGAGAGACGAUGUGGUGCCAGUCGAGAAGAUUAAUGGCAGCGAGAGGUGUUCUUGCUGUGCGGAGCCAUUGAAGGGGAGGCCCACUUCCAAGGGCAAUGCUUUGAAUUCAAACUCCCCUGCCAAUCCAAGCCUUCUUUCCCAGGCGCCUCUUCCGUCUCCUCGAGCGCCGCCAAUGGCAUUCAAAUAUGAGGAGUUGCGGAAUCUGGAACUGCCUCAUGCUCGUUUCAUGGAGGUCAAGUUCAUGACGGACAACGAACACGACCUUCCGGAUGACGAUUAUAGCCAAUCAUGUAAAGAAGACAACAAGGCGGCUUCCCUACCACUGCUGCCAGAACCUGAGGACAUAACUGAAGAGGUUAAGACACCAAGCUUCUUUAAAGGAAACAAGUUUUUCGGAAUUCCACUUACAGAUUCAGCUGCAGCUAGUCCAAGAUUCUCUAGGAUUCCCAAGAAGUUGCAGCUUGAAAGGUCAGAAUUACUUUCUGAGUCUAACGACCCAAAUGAAGCAGAUGGGGACUCCAUUUUACAACGGUUGAAGAGACAAGUUCGUUUGGAUCGCAAAUCACUGAUAGAGCUGUACAUGGAGUUGGAUGAGGAAAGAAGUGCUGCUGCUGUUGCAGCAAACAAUGCAAUGGCCAUGAUCACCCGCCUGCAAGCAGAGAAGGCUUCGGUUCAAAUGGAAGCCUUACAGUAUCAGAGAAUGAUGGAGGAACAGGCAGAGUAUGACCAAGAAGCAUUACAAGUGUUGAAGGAAAUGCUGUUGAAGAGAGAGGAAGAUGUUAAGGUUUUAGAGGCUGAACUUGAUACAUACAGAUUAAAAUUUGGACCGGUAAAUAAUGUAGAUAGUGUGGCACGUGAAGUGGAUGCUGAUGAAGAUUUCCAAGAUCUCAAAUCUCAAUCUUUUUCAUCGCGGAGCGAAAGGUCUGAUUAUGGCAGCCCCAGUGGAUGGAAUCAUUCCGGAGAAAAUGAAGGUAAUUCUAGAAGGCAUGGGCGGGGAGAAAGCAGAGAGUGGGCAUUUGAUGAAUCGCCUUUAGAUUUCGAAGGUGAGAGAUCUUAUCUUUUGGGUCUGUUGGCUAAUUUGGAGAAGAAUGUCAAUCCGUCUUCAGAAGAUGAUGGGAUGAUUUCAUCAGAGUCUGAUACGGCAAAGCGUGAAGCUGAGCAUGCAGGGCAUGAAAAUAAGACCAUAGUUGCAAGAGAAGUAUCUCUUCUGAAGGAAAGAUUAAGAGCAAUUGAAGCAGAUAGUGGAUUCCUAAAGCAUGCUGCAAUGACACUUCAGCAGGGUGGUGAAGGUACAAAACUAUUGACAGAGAUAGCUCUUCAUUUAAGGAAGCUCAGGCAGUCAGUUAAAACACCCCCAGAGGAUAUAGAUGCAUGACUUCUGUCCUUUUAAGGCAAAAUGGCUUCCAAAGCGCGCAACUCCUGAUAUCUCCAGCAAGCUUUUCACCUUCAAAGGGGCACCAACUGUCUCAACAUUGAGAGGAAAAAGAAAAGUUUUCAUCAGUGAACAUUGAGAUGAGUUGUUUUCGUGCCUCUUGCCCCAACUUACGCGAGUGAUUGUUAAAGUCAAGAGGUAUUAUUUCUGGUAGAUCAACUAAGCCAGAACGAGGAGGAGAACAAGAAGAAGAAGAAGAAGAAGGUGAGAGGCAAAUUUUUGGUGAUAUCAGGGGAAGGCAGAGUAUGGAAAGCAUGUAAAAUCCAUCACUGAUUUAGUCUUUGCUGUAUUGAACAUAAAAAGAGGCUUAUAGCAGAGUUUUAGUUUCAAGUUGAUUGUUCAAUUUUCAACCAAGGUGUUGUAUCAUCCACAUAUCAUCGCAUCUUUCUGGUUGUAUGAAUUGGCUUUUACUCAUAAGCUGUCUAAGCUUGAAUUCC